UUGUAAUAAAAAAAAACUUAAACCAAUACAAAAAGAGUUAUCAUUUGGAUCCGAAAAAGGAGAAGAAGAAGAAACAACCAGUUUUAUGGACUUGAUAACAAGUAGUCAUAUGUCAUCACAUAGUAGAAGUCGAACUAGUACAGGAAGAAGACAUCGUUCAUCCAAAGCAAGUUUCAGAAGAUUUCAAUUCGGCGCAUCGAAAAGGAGGAGCUCGGUAUCCCGACCAUCAACAGACAUAACAUAUUUGAACACAUUACCCGAUUUCAGGGCAGUAUUACCCCCUGAACAUAUUCCUGUAUCCGUAUUUUAUAAGAAUAAUAAAAUUAUUGAUGAAAUUUUGAAAGAUGAACAUGAAUUUGACUAUUUGUCUGGAAUCAGUAAACUAGAAAAUGAAAAUGACAUCGUGGUGAAACCAAGUAUAAUAAAAUUUAAUAAAAUUUUUGUACACAAUAACAGUCCACUACCCAUACAGUGCACGUUGAUAGAUCUUAUUUAUAUUGAUUUGGCUGAAAGUAAUCCCUUCCAGAUAGAAAUAAACAAUAAGUUACAAUCACUUUAUCGAUAUAUGUCUUUUCCAAUGAAAGUGGUAUUUCAACCAAAAGAAAUAAAAACAAUCCAAGCAACAAUCAUAUUUCACACUGUGCGUCCAGAUUGUAAGAAGAAAAAAUUUGAAAUAAAUAUUGAAUGCAGGCCAAUAUUUAAUGAUUUAAUCAUUAACCCAACUACUGUAAAAUUUGAAGAUACUCCAUUUUGGAAAUUUGAUAAGAUUUCAUUAAAGAAAUAUAUAACUUUGAAGAACAAUUUUUCCAAGACACUCUAUAUUCGUAUCGCACGUUACCAACGAAAUACUGAUAGAGCGAGAAGCAGCGUUUCACAAACAAUUUUAGAUGUAGCUCCCGAAUUCGAAUGUUUUACUGUGACAAUUAAAGCAGAAAUAAGUUGCUCUGGGUAUAAAUUUGAGUUUAGUAAACCACAUGUUGAUUUUAAAAUAUGUAUAAUAAAUUUUGGUAACUAUCAAGAUAAUAUUAGCGUUAUAAAUAAAUCAAAUACUCUGUUGAAAUGUAUUGUAAAAGUACCAAAAUCUAUGAAAGACUUUAUGAGUGUAUUUCCAGUCGAAGGUUUUAUAUUGGCUAAAUCAACACAAAUUUUUUAUUUACGCUUUUCUCCAGGGCAUGAUUUAGAAAGUAGUCGUUAUUAUAAUUCCAUAUUACAUCUACUAAAUUUCCCACUAAAAAUGUGUAUUUCAAGUUCAGAAUACAAAGAUUUAAAACCACCAAAAAUUCCGAUAUAUGCUGUGAUUUACAUUCCCUCAAUUCAAAUAGAAAUUAAUAAUGAAGACGCGAAAGUACCAACUGGUGAAGACUCCAGAAGUUCUUAUGACAAGCCCGGGGGUAUUGAUAUGACUGUAGCUUAUUUUAAAAGCUAUAUCAUAAAUCCUUUAUUUGAAUUUGAUUAUCAAUAUAUUCGAACUAGAUGUACACCAUGCGGAAGUUUUUCAUUAUCCAUAAUUCACUUACGCUUGAAUGAAUCAACUCAAAGAUGUUUGAAACGAAAAAGUAAAAAUUUACAAGGCACUUUUAUGCUAAAUACAGAUUCUGAGGAAAUUCAAGCACAACCUAGAUUAGGUACAUUAAACAGUGAAACCAAGAGUAUUAAAAUUGUAAUCCAAUGCAGUCCAAAAGUACCAAGUGAUUUGUAUAAAGAAGUCGCAAAGCAAUUCAAACAAGGUUCACCCAGAGAAAAGAAACAGCCUACUACUAUGCAACCUCGUUUUGAUGUGGUUCAAAGUGUAUGGCAAUAUUUAAAGCCAUAUACGCUUGAUGUAACAGUUAGAUGUCAGCUCAAAUAUACACAUAUACCCCAUGAAGAGAUGUUAAUGUGUCGUGUUGUAUGCCCCGUGAUUAAACCUAAUUUUAUUUUAUCUAAUUUAACAUCACAAAAAAUUGUGUUUGGUGGACAACCAAUUGGAUUACAAUCACAUAUAACUGUGCUUGCUAAAAAUAUAACAAUGCGCAAAAUUACUCUCACUAUUCCACAUUUAAACCCGAAAGGCCCAUUCAGAUGUAAUAUAUCACCAUUAGGAUUGACUUUAUUGCCGUUUGAAGAAAGGAAGUUUCAGAUAUCUUUUGAGCCGAUUACAAAUACUCAUUAUUAUGAAUACAUCGAAAUACAAUCCGAACUCACAUUAGUUCCAUUGGCUUUAAUUGGAUAUGGAAUAGCUCAUAAUAUUAGUUGGACUAGCACAUUAAUCCAUCGUGGAACCUACAAUAAUCAUCAAGUUACACCAGCUAAAGCGGUUUUUGAGAUACGAAAUUUUAUGGAAUGCGACAUUCCUAUUACAAUUGAUGUGGGUCUUCGAUUAAAAGGUUUUAUACCAUCUGAUAAAAAUCGGCAAAAUAAAGCUAACAUACAAGCAUCUAAACCUGGUAAACUUUCAACUCAGAAAUUUACCGAAAUAGAAGAAAAAUCCAUAUCAAAUUUUGAAACUAGUUUCCGUGAAUAUUUCACUCAUCGUGUUUAUGGAGUACAACAAAAUAAUUUUACAAUAAAAGCAAAAUCAAAAGCUGCCAUAGUCGUGACAUUCGAAAAGCCCUCAGCGAGUGGUUCACUUACUUCGUACAGCAAAUUACACUUCUCACAAACCAGGCUAAUAACUACUAACGCACAUUUAAUAAAAUAUAAUUUAUUGAUGGGUAAAAAAUUCCUAACAGAUUUUAUUUAUCUUGUAAAUGUUAAAAAUUAA
Chrysoperla carnea is the source of this 2743-nucleotide messenger RNA. RefSeq lists its product as uncharacterized. Bases 86 to 2743 code for a protein of 885 amino acids. The record is from RefSeq and is a predicted model, not a curated record. Lineage: Eukaryota; Metazoa; Arthropoda; Insecta; Neuroptera; Chrysopidae. The transcript is spliced from 16 exons.